This is a messenger RNA of Oryzias melastigma (Indian medaka), 1444 nucleotides long. RefSeq lists its product as uncharacterized. The record is from RefSeq and is a predicted model, not a curated record. The transcript has 5 exons. The coding region runs from base 662 to 1264 and encodes 200 amino acids. Lineage: Eukaryota; Metazoa; Chordata; Actinopteri; Beloniformes; Adrianichthyidae. Gene Ontology annotation, molecular function: adenine phosphoribosyltransferase activity.
UUAAUGUCUGAAAUUGUAGUUAGUGGAUGGAUCCAGUAGUGAACAGUGCUAAACAGUAGUCUCCUUAAGUAUACUACAAGUAGUUUUUACUAAAAUAGAGGUAGUACACUUAAGUGUACUUUUUAUAUAUGUUCUAUAUGUUGUAAACUUAAAAUUUUGCACUUUAGUCUGGAGAAGUAUUCCGUUAUACUUCCGAAACUGCGAGUAAAUUGUCUGCUAUAUAGUGUAUUUGCCGCUCUUGUACUUAUACUUAAGUAUACUUAACAAAAUAAACUUUAUGUGUCUUAUGUUUUGCUAUAUUUUAUCAUAAUUCAAAUUUCAUUGCAUUGUAAUGCAAUUUUAACACUAUUUUUCACCUUAGUCCAUGUUAGAAGUGACCCUUAUAAUGGGGGGUUGUGACCGUUCUCUGCAUCAUUUUUGUUUUGGUUGUUAAAAUAAGAAGCUGUAAUUUAAUAGUGAAAAUUUUACAAAUUAAACUGAUGAACUGUAAAUAAGAAGUCCUGCAUAAACUGUUGAGAGAAUGGAUAGAGAGCGGUUGACAGCCCCCUCCCACUAGCCCACCCCCUCUGGAAUCUGAUACGGGACUCUCUCAGCGUCAGUCCAGCUGGCUCUCCCUGCUCUGUUCUUCAAAUCCUGCAGACCAGUGCUGUGCCCCAAAAAAAUGGACGUGUUGGAAGUUCCAGCCAACCGACAGAAAGGAUGGUACCUUUCUCUGAUGGCGCCCAACACGAAAGGACCUGCGUUUGCUUGGUUAGACCCGUCAAGACUUUACUGUAACCCUCAGGCUCUUGCAGACUGUGUGAAAGACCUCCUCAGUCCAUUUGACAGCGACACCAUUGACCUGGUUGCUGGGAUUGAUGCAAUGGGAUUUAUUCUUGGAGCGUCUGUUGCCAGCACUCUUGGAAAAGGCUUCCUGGCUAUUCGCAAAGCGGGUCAUCUAUGCGUGGCAACCCAGAGCCAGAACUACACAGACUACACAGGCAGAGAAAAGACUAUGGAAGUAAGACUGGAUGUACUAAAACCAGGUGUGAGGGUGUUGUUAGUGGAUCAGUGGAUUGAGACAGGAGGAACCAUGAAAGCUGCCAUCCAACUGGUGGAGAGGCUGGGAGCCACAGUUGUAGGCGUGGCAGCAGUCGCCAUUGAAAACACGGAAGGAGGAAAGUGGGUCAAAGAAAACUACAAGUUCUCCCACUGCAUCCCCGAAGAGCUGCAGAGCCAAAUCGACCAGAAAUAUCUGAACUCCUUCAAAAGCUUUGACCAAUAGACCCAGAAUUUCUAAACUUUCGUUUUGUUUUUAAACUCUAAUGGACGCAAAGUUGAUCAGCACAAAAAAGUUAGAUAAAAUGAACUCCAUUUAGGAGCUUUUAAUAACUACCGGUUUGUAAUCAUUCACUUUUUUCUCCUGUAAUACCUCUUGGACAAAAUAAAUCAUAUUUCAGAGGCA